AUGAUUCCCUGCCAACAGAUCGCAGCGCCCAUGGUGCGGUUCUCUAAGUUACCUUUCCGCCACGUGGUGAGAAGCUGGGGUUGUGAGCUUGUCUACACCCCGAUGAUAAUGGCCGAAUCCUUCAUCGCCUCCAGCCGCGCUCGAGACAUCGAGUUCACCACCAACCACCACGAUCGCCCUGUGAUCGUUCAGUUCGCGGCGCACGAUGCCAUGGAGUUGAGCAAGGCGGCGGCCUUGCUCGCAGGGAAGGUCGAUGGGGUAGAUAUCAACUGCGGGUGCCCUCAGCGCUGGGCCAUCAAGGAGGGCGUUGGUGCUGCCCUCCUCAAGAAACCUGAGCUUGUUCGGGACAUGGUCAAGAUGACGAGGGAAAGCUCUGGACUUCCAGUCUCCAUCAAGAUCCGCACGGAUCCGGACUUGAAGGAGACACUCCGCCUGACAAGACUGGCAGAGGAGGUUGGGGUAUCGUUCAUCACUCUGCAUGGUCGGACGGCGUUGAGCAAGCCGUCGGAUCCCGUCGACUUCGAUGCGAUCCGGCUGGUCAAGGAGCACCUGCGCGUCCCGCUCGUCGCCAACGGGGACGUCAAACAGCUGCAGGAUGUCUACGACAUCUUCAACUCUACUGGAGCGGACGGAGCCAUGGCAGCGCGCGGGUUGCUGGUGAACCCAGCUAUGUUCAGCGGGUACGAUCAGACUCCGACGGAGUGUGUGAACGACUACGUCUACUCUGCUCUGCAGCUGGGGACAAGAUUCGAGCAGAUCUUUCACAAGACACUAGAGUGGAUGCUCUGCGAAGUCCUCAACAAGUCUGACCGGAUCCACCUCAACGGAUGCGUCUCCGUCUCAGGGGUGAGCCAUAGUCUUAUGCAGUCCGUCUCCCUUCCUUGCUUUCGCUGCCCUCCCUCGCUACUGUCCCUCCUUCCCUGUGCGUCUCACUCUCUCUUUUCCCCUAUCUCUCCCUUCCUGGACUCCUUUCUCCUCGUAGAGGAAGGGUGGGAGAGGAAGUCAAAGGCUGAGCGCAGCCCUGCAGGUGCUGCAGUUCUUGAGGGCGCGAGGGUUUGA
This is a messenger RNA of Guillardia theta CCMP2712, 1059 nucleotides long. RefSeq lists its product as hypothetical. The record is from RefSeq and is a predicted model, not a curated record. Gene Ontology annotation, molecular function: tRNA dihydrouridine synthase activity; flavin adenine dinucleotide binding. The coding region runs from base 1 to 1059 and encodes 352 amino acids. Gene Ontology annotation, biological process: tRNA processing. The transcript has 9 exons. NCBI's taxonomy places the organism in Eukaryota, Cryptophyceae, Pyrenomonadales, Geminigeraceae.